Messenger RNA from Anopheles maculipalpis, 2489 nucleotides. RefSeq names its product zinc finger protein 28 homolog. Bases 1 to 2484 code for a protein of 827 amino acids. Gene Ontology annotation, biological process: regulation of transcription by RNA polymerase II. Gene Ontology annotation, cellular component: nucleus. Lineage: Eukaryota; Metazoa; Arthropoda; Insecta; Diptera; Culicidae. The transcript is spliced from 6 exons. The record is from RefSeq and is a predicted model, not a curated record. Gene Ontology annotation, molecular function: DNA-binding transcription factor activity, RNA polymerase II-specific; RNA polymerase II cis-regulatory region sequence-specific DNA binding; zinc ion binding.
AUGACGUAUAACGACAUUUGUGCGCUUUGUUUAGCAACCGAAUCGCGAUGGUUCUUGGAAGUGUUUAGUGAAGCGAACAGGACGCUUGAUAUGGCAUUCAUCAUAUCAAAACAUUUGUGGUUCGAUCUUAAACCAGCAACUAGUCCACGCGUGUGUAACGGAUGCUGGACAAGUGUACACGAUUUUCAUCUUUUCUACACCAAGCUAGAAAGCAUUCAUAGCGAGGAUGCUGAGGAGGAUGGCAACGUUAUCGAGCAAGAUGGUGAGCAACCGUGCAUGUCCCACAAUAUAACCGAUCUCAAUCCAGUUGAUGAUAUGGGCGAGCUAGAAACAACAUUUGAGACAAAGCCCGAAAUAAGUCAGCUUGGUAUAACAAGAAAACCGUCGAGCAGAAUUACGAGCAUGCCAUUAAGAUUCGAAAUCCUGUCGACUGAGGCUGCAGGGAAAGAUGAAAAGAAACAUUUUGUCGAGGUAAUUGAUUAUGCUAGCAACGAUGAGGAUUUUGAUAACGAUCACCAUUCCGAAGACAAUGCGCUCGAUGAUGAUGAUGAUGCUUUCGACGCUGACUAUAACGAUGAAUCACAGUUGAAAGAGCAAUCGCAAUACGAGGUGGUUGAGGAUGGUCCUAUACCUGAAGAGCAGCCACCAACAAAACGUCGUAGAGGCCGUCCACCAAAAGUAAAACUGGACCCUGAUGUGAGUGUAAGAGAAACACAGCAAAAGACAGCUCCAUCUGCCACUACAGAAUCAGUAAAACGACCUAGAGGUCGUCCACCGAAACAGAAACUGAACGAGCACAGUAUGGAACAGAACGAUACGGAUCACAUGAUCGACACAAAACCACCUGUUCCAACAACUUCUUCCACCGUAACGGUACCUAUAAAGCGUGGUAGAGGACGGCCACCGAAACGCUCGCUAGAAGCAACGAUAAAAAGUGAACCAGUUGACGGAACCGGUGGGCCGAUAAUCGAUAAAGCUAAACGCAAAUCGUUACGCGCCAGAGCGCCAAAGUAUGAGAGUGACAGCGAUCAAGAUUAUUCCGAUUAUGGAGAUUCCCACACAAAAAAGAAAUCCAAAAAGCGUAUGCGAAACGAUCGCGAUGAGCGUAUAUUUAAGUACGUGCAGGAAUUUUGCUGCCACUACUGUGUGGAGCAUGUGUCGUUCAAGCGCUUUAUCGAUGCAGAUCGGCAUUACAAGCUGGUGCACAAUGAGCCAGGCUUUUUGAAGUGUACCAAGUGCGAGAAGAAAUGUUACACACCCGGCAUGUUUGUAAGCCAUAUGGAAACGCACGAAGAUCCGGAAAAGAAUAAAUGUGAAAUUUGUGGAAAAAUUACCGACUGCAAUAUCUCCCUGAAGAAGCACAUGCGCGUUCAUCUUGGGCAGCUUGAGCAAGAUCUGCCAUACCCUUGCAGCCGUUGCAAACGAAAGUUCGCAUCGGAGGAACAGCGAAACAAGCACGAAAAGUUGCACGUUCCAAAGCCGCUCGUUAAGCGUGACAAGGGCCCGGAUCUGGAGUUGCUUGCCUUCUACAAACGCAUCUACUGUGAUGUGUGCGAAGAGAAGGAACCCGAUUCAACGUCGUUCGAGAAUUUCUGGGAUCUGAGGGUACACAUGGAGCAGGAGCACAACAAGGGAGCGUACCUCAAGUGCCCGAUUUGUGGCAAGCGAAAUCUAUACCGCCAGCAUCUGAUCACGCACAUCGAUUUGCAUAAUAAUCCGGAGAAAUAUCGGUGUGAAGUUUGUAAAGAAAUUUACCAAAACUUGGACUCGCACAUGAUUAAAGCGCACACGCCCACCAUAGCUAUUCCAGCGGACAAAAAGUACAAGUGUGAGCAGUGUGGCAGGAUGUUUAACUUCUUGGCAAAUUUGAAAAUGCACGUUGAUUGUGUCCAUGGUUCGAAGGAUGUACGCUGCAACGUUUGCGACAAAUACUUCAAUCUCAAGGCGUUCCGCGUGCACAAACGAACAGCACACACCGAUCAGUUGCUUAUGUGCGAACACUGUCCAAAAAUGUUUAAAACACGCGGCGCACUCGAAGUGCACAAAGCCAUUCACGACGAUAGCUUGGUACAGUUUACGACCUGCGAGUACUGCCACAAACAAAUUCGAUUGACAAACGUUAAGAAGCACAUGAUAUCGCAACACUCACAGGAUGGGCCGGUCAGUUGUGAACUGUGCGGCAAAACGUUUCGCACGAUGUUCCACAUGAAGCGACACCAGAAAAACACGUGCGAGGCAACGAUCGACUCGCGGAAGCACAAAUGUGAGGUAUGCGGUAAAGGGUUCUGUUUGAAGCUAACGAUGAUCGAGCACAUGACGACACACACGCGUACCAACAAGUAUCAGUGUGCGUUUUGCUUUAAAUCGUUCGGUUACAUUUCGAAUCUGUACAAGCACCGGAAGAAGGCUCAUCCGCUUGAAUGGCAGGAGAUACAGGCUAGGCCGGAGGAAAACAUAGCAUCAGUAAUCGUUGUAAGAAAUUAACACGU